This is a messenger RNA of Psylliodes chrysocephalus, 635 nucleotides long. NCBI's taxonomy places the organism in Eukaryota, Metazoa, Arthropoda, Insecta, Coleoptera, Chrysomelidae. The record is from the annotation of a GenBank genome assembly.
UUUUACGUCUUGUCAACUUUAUUGAAGUUUUUAAUUUUCAAAUUAUUUUUAAAAAAUAAAAAGUUAAUUUUAAUUCAAGAUAAUGUCUUCAAUUCUACAAAUAAUACAGUAGUUGCAUACAUAACAGGUACCCAUUAAUACUUUCUUUUAGACACGUGAAGAAGCUGAACGAAAAUUUGAAAUGGUUUUUCUUUAUCGAUUUUACUCUAAAAUCGUAUCAUAUUUCAUUGACUUUGGUGACAAUGUUUGAUGAAAGUAUUGCCUCAGUAAGCAAAAUGAUGUUAUUGUUUAAAAUUUCACAAGGAGUUGUUCUCUUCUUGCAAGUUAGUGUUCUGUAUUUUCAAGCUAAUAAUAUUACUAUUGAAAGUGAAGAACUUGGUACUUCGAUUUUUCAAUCUGAUUGGCUUGGGCAACCAAAAGAUAUAACAAGAUCAUUGUUAAUAAUGAUGGCAAGAACAAGAAAUAAAUUGAGAAUUGAAUCUUUUGGAGUUGUUAUACUCAGCAACAACUUAUUAUUAAAGAUUUAUAAGGCUACAUAUACGUUUAUCAUUUUAAAUUUAAGUACAAGUAAGAACCGAAGUCACUAAUAGUGAAUGAUGUUUAAAAAAGCCACCUAUAGAUUGAAUAAAAUCAAG